Anneissia japonica is the source of this 2928-nucleotide messenger RNA. Its product is annotated as serine/threonine-protein kinase PLK1-like. Gene Ontology annotation, cellular component: nucleus; cytoplasm; spindle pole. Gene Ontology annotation, molecular function: ATP binding; protein binding; protein serine/threonine kinase activity. Bases 136 to 1902 code for a protein of 588 amino acids. Gene Ontology annotation, biological process: protein phosphorylation; regulation of cytokinesis; mitotic cell cycle. The transcript has 12 exons. Lineage: Eukaryota; Metazoa; Echinodermata; Crinoidea; Comatulida; Comatulidae. The record is from RefSeq and is a predicted model, not a curated record.
ACUGUCGAACCGCCGGUUUCAAAACAAGGACCUGCAUACAGAAUUGGAUUGCCGUGGUCUUGUGAACAACACUGUGAAAAUUGUACUUAAAAAGAAGACUUUAUUCUUGUUAUUUCAAUAUACAGUAAUAAUAUAAUGGCAAGUAAGAAAGAAGAUCUACGCGUUAAAGAUGUCCCAGAUAUAAUAGUUGAUCCGUCAUCAAGAAAGCGGUAUAUGAAAGGAAGAUUUCUCGGCAAGGGCGGUUUUGCAAAAUGUUAUGAAUUAACUGAUGUUGACACUAAACAAAUAUAUGCUGGGAAAAUUGUUUCGAAAGCUCUUCUGGUCAAACCUCAUCAAAAAGAAAAGAUGUCAAUGGAGAUAGCAAUUCAUCGUAGCUUAAAUCAUCGUCAUGUUGUUGGUUUCCAUGGUUUCUUUGAGGAUGACAACAACGUGUACAUACUUUUAGAGAUUUGCAGAAGAAGAUCUCUAAUGGAACUCCACAAGCGUCGUAAAGCUAUCACUGAACCGGAGGCACGAUUUUUUAUGCACCAGACAAUUUCAGGCGUACAGUACUUACACAAAACCAAAGUUAUACACCGAGAUCUUAAGCUAGGAAACUUGUUUAUCAAUGACGAAAUGGAAAUAAAACUUGGAGACUUCGGCCUUGCGACCAAGAUUGAUUUUGAAGGGGAGAGGAAAAGAACAUUAUGUGGCACACCUAAUUACAUUGCUCCAGAAGUACUUGCCAAAAAAGGACACAGCUUUGAGGUUGAUACUUGGUCUCUUGGAUGUAUCAUGUAUACUUUGCUGGUUGGUAAGCCGCCUUUUGAGACCUCAUCCUUGAAAGAUACCUACAUGCGCAUCAAAAAGAACGAGUACUACAUCCCUUCCAAGGUGUCAUCCUGUGCACGCUCUUUGAUCCAGCGUCUACUGAAGAAUGACCCAUCACUGCGGCCAUCUGUUGAAACACUACUGCACGAUGAGUUCUUUACAAGUGGAUAUAUGCCGCCAAGGCUACCAACCUCAUGUUUGACAAUGGCACCACGCUUUGCCAAUAAUGGACCUGCUGUUCAAACAAGAAAACCACUAUUGGAGCUAAACAGUGCUGAAGGAUCUAACCACAAAGAAGCUGUAUCACGCAAGUCUUCUAAGCCAGAUUGUAACAAACCAUCUCAACCUAAGGAAAGUGAAGGAGAUGAACCAACUGGAGAUUAUUACCUUGAUGAACUACUAGCACAACUUAACUCAUUAUUACAUAGCAAAGCUCAUGAAAUACCUGAUCCUCAGUUAGAUGAAGCCGAGGAUCCUGCAGCCAUACCAAUCCUAUGGGUCAGUAAGUGGGUAGAUUACUCUGAUAAGUACGGACUUGGCUACCAGCUAUGUGAUGGCAGUGUUGGUGUACUAUUCAAUGACUCUACAAGAUUGCUACUUAACUCUGAUGGAGAGAAUGUACAGUACAUUGAACGUGAGGGACAGGAGUUCUUCCACACUUUGAAAAGCUUCCCUCAAGACCUUACUAAGAAGAUCACCUUAUUGAAAUAUUUCCGCAACUACAUGAGUGAACACCUCUUGAAGGCUGGUGGAAGUAUGACACCUCGUGAGCCCGAGACAAUGGCACGUUUACCUUGGCUUCGUUCAUGGUUCCGCACUCGUAGCGCAAUAGUUCUCCAUCUCACAAAUGGUACACUACAGAUUAACUUCUUCCUAGACCAUACCAAGAUUAUACUUUGCCCUCUCAUGGCCGCGCUUACGUAUAUCGAUGAAAAGCGUAACUUUCGUACAUUCCGUAUGAAGCAGCUUGAACAGUCUGGCUGCAACAAGGAGCUCCUCAGUCGUGUGCGUUAUGCACGUACCAUGGUCGAACGUCUUAUGACCUCAAGAUUCUCUGGCAAAGGAAAGACAUCUACUACAGCAACAUCUUAGUUGGUUUUCUGUACAUAUUAAAUGUUAGGUGUAUACAGAUGACUUGCUUGUAUAUAGAGAUUAUACCCAAUUUGUAUUGUUAAUUUUUUAUUACAGGUUUCAUACUUAUGAACAGAAUAUUGCCACUGAAUUUUGAAAGUGCUACAGUAAUCCUAAUUGUAAUGGAUAUUUAUCGAUGGAAUUAUGCUACGCUCUGCAUUAGCCAAUCACAGGAUCUUGUGAUGUUUAGAUUCUCAAAAGCAUAGGAGAGUGAUGGCAGCAAAAUAAUCACAUGGCCAUGUGAUGAAAUUUGGCACAGUAGUCCCUGUGAUGUCAAAACCAGAUAAUCCUAUGUCUUUGUUUAAAAAGAAAAAUAAUCAUGUUUGUAAGCUGCUACUGGAAUUUCAUGUUGUCAGUUUAUAUAGCAUAAAUGUUUACUUAUUUUUUUGACUGUCAAAUGUGUUUUAUUUAAAUCCAAAUCUUAGUCUAGAAAAAUAGUACGCAACAAUAAGAAUGAUUUUUUAAUUUUAUCAAUUGAAUGCUAAUCAUUUUCUAUAUUAUAUUAUGCUGCCAUACUAUAGUUGCUUGUAUUUUUAAGCAGGGAAUUAUUUUGUUUGUAUUGUAUUUUAUUACAAUACAAUACAAACAAAAUGAUUGUAUUGUAUUGUAUUUUAGUACACUACAAUGGUAAAGUUGAUUGUAUUUUUAAGCAAUCAAGAAUUAAUAUAUCUUACAUUUUUUUCAAAUAUGGUAUUGGAUAAAGCUCUGUUCACUCUACCUAAUUUCAAGUGACAAAAUACCUGUCACAGAUCUUGAUAGUGUAAACAGACCUUUUUUUCUGCAAAGCUGCAGCACCCCCUAUUAUAUAGCAGCUUUAGUGUGUUGUCAGAGAGAGAAGAAACAUGAAUCAAUCAUCAUUGUAUAUAUACAGUAUACUGUUUAUUGAAAAUCCUAUGGUUUCUAUAAUGUACAAAUCACUGUGUCAAAAUCUUAAAUGUUAUGAUUUUCUUUGAUGAAUUUAGAUUAAAUUGUAGAUACUGAGAAAAA